AUGGCAAAGGGAAAACUGUCUUUUAGCUACAAUUAUUUUCUGCUCUUGUUAGUAAGUCUUUCCAUUGCAGAAGUGGAUGCCAAGCCAGCAGCAAUUUUCAUAUUUGGUGAUUCUACAUUUGAUGUUGGGACUAACAAUUUUCUGAAUGGAACGACUGCACUUGCCAAUUUCCCUUAUAAUGGGAUUGAUUUUCCUGACUCAAUUCCUACAGGGAGGUUCAGUAAUGGUUAUAACCUUGCUGAUCGACUUGCAAUGCUGUUUGGAUAUGAAAGGAGCCCGCUACCUUAUCUUUAUCUUGUCAACAAUAUGUCGAUUUUCAGAGAGGAAAUACUGAAAGGAGUGAACUUUGCAUCUGGAGGAUCUGGAAUUCUUGAUCAAACUGGAAAAAUAUUAUGGCAUGGAGUCGUACCAUUGAGAGAUCAGAUUCAGCAAUUUGCAUUAGUCCGUGAAAAUAUUACUGAGAUGAAGGGUGCUGAUGAAACUGCUAAGAAUCUUUCCAACUCUUUGUUCAUAUUCAGUGUUGGUUCAAACGACAUUCUUGAUACCCUUCGUUUAGGAGCCAAUAUAACCAAAGAACAAUUGAUGGCCACUCUCCGGUCAGCUUACUACCAACAUCUAAAGAACUUAUACAACAUGGGAGCUAGGAAAUUUGGCAUAAUAGGUGCUGCACCAAUUGGCUGCUGUCCUUUUUCGCGUGCUAUGAACAAGAGUUUGGGUGGUAACGGUGGUUGCUUGAAAGCACCAAAUGAAUUUGCUCGACGUUUCUACUUCGUUGUUCGCUCUCUCUUACAAAGAUUGACAUCUGAAUUUCCAGAAAUGAAGUAUUCACUUGGAAAUGUGUACAAUAUGACCAGCUAUAUCUUGAAGAAUCAUCGCACAUAUGGUUUCGAGGAAAUAAAGGAAGCUUGCUGUGGGUCGGGAGAUUACAAUGGAGUAGGGUAUUGCAACAAAACAGAAAACCCUAACCUUUGUCAGAAUCGGAAGGAGUAUUUAUUUUGGGACUUGUAUCAUCCAUCAGAAGCUGCAACCAAUCUAACAGCCCUAACCCUCUAUUAUGGAGGCACUGACUUUGUGAAACCAAUCAACUUUGGUCAGCUGGCAGAGAUUCAACUCUAA
Jatropha curcas is the source of this 1116-nucleotide messenger RNA. NCBI's taxonomy places the organism in Eukaryota, Viridiplantae, Streptophyta, Magnoliopsida, Malpighiales, Euphorbiaceae. The record is from RefSeq and is a predicted model, not a curated record.